Linum tenue is the source of this 3634-nucleotide messenger RNA. The record is from the annotation of a GenBank genome assembly. Lineage: Eukaryota; Viridiplantae; Streptophyta; Magnoliopsida; Malpighiales; Linaceae.
GGCAAUACGAUCGUGUUGAAAUUACCUCAUAUCGUGGAAGUCUCCUUCACAUAACUUCCGUUAGUGCUUUCUGAUCAAACAUGUAUGAACAAACUCCGAGGUCAACUAAAGCAUUCAGCCAAGAGCCCAAGACGCGCCAUCGGAAUGCAUCCCAUUUGUCAAAUGGCAGACUGUUGACCAAUCAACAUUUGCUUUCACGAACAGCAAGCAAUCAUCCAUCCAUCGCGGCUUGAAGCACAUUCCCGGAAAAUAGAUGAACAUAGCAAAAGCCAAAAACCAACGUUUCCCAGCAAACAAAAGCCCAAAAAAUGGCAGAAGAAAUUGAUGAAACAACCUCCAACAGGAGGACCCAACAACCUCUGCCGCUUCAGCUUCUUCCUAUUCUUAUCCUCUACUCCCUUCUUCUCCUCACUUCACCACUCCCGGCAGCUUCCGACUCCGCAUCCGAAGCCGCCGCUCUCCUCCGAUGGGCUUCCACCCUUAACGACCUCCGCCAAUCCAACAUCUCCACCUGGCCGGUCAACGCCACCCGCGCCGCCGCCACCCCCUGCCGCUUCGUCAGAGUCUCCUGCACCGCCGCCGGGAGCGUGCUUCGGCUGAAUCUCACCAACUCCGGCCUGAAUGGUACGCUGGAAGACUUCCCCUUUUCCUCGCUCCCCAGCCUCUCCUACUUCGAGCUGAGCAUAAACCAGCUCUACGGCAUCAUCCCACCCGCAAUCGGCCAGCUCGCCAACCUCAUCUACUUCGACGUGUCCCUCAACCAGCUCUCCGGCGUCAUCCCGCCGGAAAUCGGCCUCCUCAGAAAGCUGGAAACCCUCCACAUCAUUGACAACCAGCUGAACGGCUCGAUUCCCAACGAGAUCGGCCAGCUGGAGUCCUUGACCGAGCUCGCCCUCUACACCAACUAUCUCGAAGGCCCGCUUCCUUCUUCAAUAGGGAACUUGACCAGAUUGGAGCGCUUGUACCUCUACGACAAUGCAAUCUCCGGUCCAAUUCCCCCGGAAAUCGGUAACUUGACCGAACUCACCGAGUUUUUCAUCGACACCAACCAGUUAUCCGGUCCAAUUCCGGCAAGUUUCGGGAAAUUGACCAACUUGACUACUCUCUACAUGUUCAUGAAUUCACUCUCCGGCCGAAUUCCUGACGAAAUCGGGAACCUCAGGUCGCUCCAGUUCCUCAGCCUCCAUACAAACAACCUCUCCGGUCCAAUUCCUCCGUCGAUUGGCCGGCUGACAUCCCUGGUCCAGCUCCAUCUCUACGGGAACCAGCUCUCCGGCGGGAUUCCACCAGAGCUGGGGAACUUGGAGUCCAUUGUAGAUCUGGAGGUGAGCGAGAAUCGACUCACGGGCCCUGUUCCUGCUUCAAUUGGAAAUUUGAGCACAUUGGAAAUCUUGUAUCUUCGUGUGAACCGUCUCUCUGGUUCAAUCCCUAAGGAGAUAGCGAACCUCACCAAGCUCACGGUUCUCCAGCUAGACAGCAACAAUUUCUCCGGCGUUCUACCUGAGAACCUCUGCGGAGGUCAGCAAUCGCUGAUCAAUUUCACCGCCAAUGCCAACAACUUCUCCGGCCCUGUUCCUAGAAGCUUCAGGACCUGCCCGACCUUCGUCCGGGUUCGUCUGGAAGAUAAUCAGUUCACCGGGAAUAUUUCUGAUGACUUCGGGGUCUACCCAGAUUUGCAGUACAUUGAUCUCAGCCGGAAUAACUUCUACGGUGAGAUAUCAUCCAACUGGGGAUCGUGCCCCAAUUUGGCUACACUUCUGAUUUCUGAGAACAACAUCAGGGGUGAGAUUCCGCCGGAGAUUGGUAACGUUUCUCGGCUGCAGGGGCUUAAUCUUUCUUCCAAUCAAUUGGUUGGUCAACUUCCCAUAGAGCUUGGAAAGCUGAGUUCUUUAGUCAGGCUAGCACUCUACGGCAAUCAACUCUCAGGGCCUAUCCCUCCAGAGUUGAGAUCAUUUACUGAGCUGGAGCUGCUCGAUUUGUCUUCUAACAGGUUCAACCAGUCAAUUCCGGCUAGCAUAGGCGAAUUUUCUCAGCUGAACUACUUGAAUCUCAGCAACAACCAGUUCGGGGAAAGCAUUCCAGAUCAACUGGGCAAUCUGAUUCAUCUGUCAAAUCUCGAUCUCAGCCGGAACUCGCUCACCGGCCCAAUCCCAUCGAGGCUGAGCUCCUUGGGAAGCUUGGAGUUCCUGAACCUGUCAAGGAAUAGCCUUUCUGGGUCAAUUCCAAAUGGGUUAGCACAAAUCCCCUUGCGCGCCGUUGACAUUUCCUAUAACAGAUUGCAGGGUCCUCUUCCAAACAGUAGAAGCUUCCAAAACGCUUCGAUUGAAGAUGUACAGGGCAACAGUGGCUUGUGUGGAAGUAUUGAGGGUCUACAGCGGUGCAAUCCUUCUUCUACUCCAGGAACCGGUUCAUCGAGAAAAAAGAGCCGUAUGUUCUUGUUCUUGGUCAUUUUCCUGCCUGUCUUGGCCGUGGUUGUUGUGCUAUUAGCUUUGGGAAUGCUCUGCAUUCACCGGAAUGGCAGGGGAGAGGCAGAAACACAACCACUACAGCAGCAGCAGGAAGAGGACAUCUUGAUCACCCCUGGGUUCGAUGGGAAGAUCAUGUACUCUGAAAUCGUGAAAGCAACCGAGACCUUUGAUUCCAGGUACUGCAUUGGGAAGGGAGGUUAUGGUACGGUGUACAAGGCCAGGCUGCCAUCCGGAAUCAACGUGGCAGUGAAGAAGCUCCACGGUUUCCACGACAGCAAUGGGGCGCUUCAGAGGGAGUUCCUGAGCGAGAUCAAAGUGUUGACCGAGGUAAGGCACCGGAACAUUGUGAAACUCUAUGGUUUCUGUUCUCACUCUAGACACUCCUUCUUGGUGUACGAGUACCUGGAGAGAGGGAGCUUAGCUUCAGUUCUGAGCCACGAUGGGGAAGCCGUGGAGUUGGAUUGGUGGAAGAGGGUCAACAUUGUGAGAGGAGUGGCUCAUGCCUUGUCUUACUUGCACCACGAUUGCACCAUACCCAUCGUUCAUCGAGAUAUAACCAGCAAUAACGUGCUGUUGGAUACCGAUUACGAAGUCCGAGUUUCGGAUUUUGGGACUGCAAAGCUUCUCAACACUGAUACCUCCCAUUGGACUGCACAGGCUGGCACCCGUGGAUAUCUUGCUCCAGAGCUGGCGUAUACAAUGAGGGUGACGGAGAAAUGCGAUGUGUAUAGCUUCGGAGUGUUGGCACUGGAAGUGAUCAAAGGGAACCAUCCUGGGGAAACCGUGCUAUCGUUCGCCUCCUCCUCUUUGACAGACAUAGCAUUGCCGUUGGAUGAUCUGCUAGACCAGCGUCUCUCUCCUCCUUCAGCUCUAAUCAAGCAAGACUUGGAGAACGUCUUGAGGGUCGCUGCAGCAUGUUUGAACACCAAUCCGCAGGCUAGGCCAGAGAUGAGAUUGGUUUCUCAGAUGUUGUCAACUGAUCAAAUUGGUGUCCCAUUGGUAGCAGUCUAACUGGCCUGUUGUCUGUCAAUCAGUGUAAUAUUUACUUGUAUGCGAGUAAUCCAUACGAAAGAGUGACAUAUCCAUUUUCUUCCUCGUGUUACACGAUCGGCAUAGUCAUUUUUCCACUUGAGUGUGAAUUGGCAAAACCUAUUCAAAUGUUUCGG